AUGACUCAGCCAGUGCCUGAGAGCAUAAACUUUCCAGCUGAAGAAGAAAAGAUUCUCCAGUUCUGGAAGGAUAUAGAUGCUUUUCAAACUGCAUUAAAACAAUCGAAAGGAAGACCAAGAUACUCUUUCUAUGAUGGACCACCAUUUGCAACAGGGUUGCCUCAUUAUGGUCACAUACUAGCAGGAACUAUCAAAGAUACAGUGACAAGAUGGGCACAUCAGAGUGGUUUCCAUGUUGAGCGAAGAUUUGGAUGGGAUUGUCAUGGACUGCCUGUGGAGUAUGAAAUUGAUAAAAGUUUAGGUAUAAAAGGACCAGAAGAUGUAGCUAAGAUGGGUAUUAGAGCUUAUAAUGCUGAAUGUAGAAAGAUUGUUUCUCGAUAUUCAACUGAAUGGGAGGAAAUAGUAAGUCGUCUUGGAAGAUGGAUUGAUUUUAAGAAUGAUUAUAAGACUAUUUAUCCGUGGUUUAUGGAGUCUAUAUGGUGGGUGUUUAAAGAGCUCUAUAACAAUGGACUUGUUUAUCAAGGAUACAAGGUAAUGCCUUACUCUACAGCCUGUAACACUCCAUUGUCUAAUUUUGAAUCUGGACAGAAUUAUAAAGAUGUAACUGAUCCUGCAGUGUAUGUAAGUUUUCCAUUAGAUGAAGACCCAAAUGUAUCUAUGGUAGCAUGGACCACCACACCCUGGACACUCCCAAGUAACCUAGCUCUUUGUGUUAAUGCUGAUAUGGAUUAUGUCAAAAUAAAAGAUUUGAACACUAGUAAUGUGUAUAUUAUAUUAGAAGCUAGAAUAGAGGCCUUGUUUAAAUCACCUGAUGAGUACAAGGUUUUGGAUAAGUUUAAAGGUAAAACACUAGAAGGAAAGACAUAUAAACCAUUGUUUGAUUAUUUUCAAGAUGUAAUAAAAAAUGGAGCUUUUAAAAUUCUGACAGACAAUUAUGUAUCAGCUGAAAGUGGUACAGGAGUUGUACAUCAAGCUCCAUAUUUUGGUGAGGAUGAUCAACGUAUAUCAUUGAAAUAUGGUAUAAUAACUAAAGAAAUGAAGAUUGUUUGUCCUGUAGAUGCUAGUGGUAAAUUUACAGAAGAAGUUCAUCAUUUUAAAGGUCUACAUGUAAAGGAAGCUGAUAAACAUAUUAUAAAACAUUUAAAACAGGCAGGAAGAAUGGUUUAUGCUGGAACAGUGAAUCAUAGUUAUCCUUUCUGUUGGAGAUCAGAGACACCAUUGAUCUAUCGUGCUGUACCAAGUUGGUUUGUUCGUGUUGAACAAGCAGUAGACAAUCUUUUAGCUAAUAAUGAAAAAACUUAUUGGGUUCCUGAUUUUAUAAAAGAGAAGAGGUUUGCUAAUUGGUUGAAGAAUGCUAGAGACUGGGCUAUAUCACGUAAUAGAUAUUGGGGUACACCUAUACCACUGUGGAUCAGUGAUGAUGGUGAAGAGAUUGUAUGUGUUGGUUCAAUAGAAGAAUUGAAUAAAUUGACUGGUGCUAAUGUUACAGAUCUUCAUAGAGAAAAUAUUGAUGAUCUAACCAUACCAUCUAAACUUGGUAAAGGUGUUUUAAGAAGGGUAUCAGAAGUGUUUGAUUGUUGGUUUGAAAGUGGAAGUAUGCCUUAUGCACAGGCUCAUUUCCCAUUUGAGCAUAAAAAGGAAUUUGAAGAUAGUUUUCCUGCUGAUUUUAUUGCUGAGGGAAUUGAUCAGACUCGAGGGUGGUUCUACACAUUAUUAGUAUUAUCAACUUUACUAUUUGGAAAACCACCAUUUAAGAACCUCAUUGUUAAUGGUUUAGUUCUAGCAAAAGAUGGUACAAAGAUGAGUAAAAGUAAAAAGAACUACCCUGAUGUGAAAGAAAUUGUCAAUCAGUUUGGUGCUGAUGCUGUCAGGUUAUACUUAAUCAAUUCACCAGCUGUCCGUGCUGAUUCAUUAAGAUUUAAAGAAGAAGGUGUAAGAGAUAUAUUAAAAGAUGUUUUUCUACCCUGGUAUAAUGCUUAUAGAUUCCUUAUGCAGAAUGUUGAGAAAUUAGAAAGGGAGGAAGGAAUUAAGAUAUGUUAUAAUGAAAAGACGACUAUAAUAUCUAGUAACUAUAUGGACAGAUGGAUUUUAUCAUUCACUCAAUCAUUAGUUAAAUAUGUUAAAGAAGAAAUGGCUGCCUAUAGACUGUAUACAGUGACACCUAGAUUAGUCAAGUUUGUAGAUCAGUUAACCAAUUGGUAUGUUAGAAUGAAUAGAAAAAGGUUAAAGGGAGAUGGUGGUGUAGAAGAUUGUCAGAUGGCUAUAGAAACUUUAUAUUCUGUUGUCAUGACGAUGACUAAAGUUAUGGCUCCAUUUAUUCCGUUUCUAACAGAACAUAUGUACCAGAAUCUACGAUUGUUACAAGAUACUGUGGAAGGUGAUAAAACUGAUACUAGAAGUGUUCAUUUUACUAUGAUACCUCCAGUUAGAGAAAACUUGAUAGAUAAAAAGAUAGAAGAGGCAGUGAGUAGAAUGCAGACUGUAAUAGAAUUGGGUCGAGUUGUUCGUGAUAGAAAAACUCUGCCUACUAAGUAUCCAUUAAAAGAAAUAGUAGCUAUACAUCAAGAUACAGCAGCUACAGAUGAUAUUAAAUCAUUGGAAAAAUAUAUACUAGAGGAAUUGAAUGUUAGAACCUUAACAGUGACUACAGAUAAAGAAAAAUAUGGUGUCCGUCUUCGUGCAGAACCAGACCACAAAACAUUAGGUUUAAAAUUAAAGGGUGAAUUUAAGAAAGUUACAGAUGAAAUCCGAAAACUGGCUGACAAGUUAUUGGUGAAUUUUAAAAAAAUAGGAGAAAUAGAGGUGUUAGGACAUAAAUUAGUUCAUGAAGAUUUAAGAUUGAUGUAUGUAUCUGAUUCAGAAGGCUCAAAUUAUGAAACUCAUUCGGAAGGAGAGAUUCUGAUACUAUUAGAUGUGACUCCAGAUCAAUCUAUGAUAGAUGAAGGUGUGGCUAGAGAAGUUAUCAAUAGAAUACAGAAAUUACGUAAAAAGGCCAAGCUUCAACCUUCAGAUGAGAUAACAGUAUUUUAUAAGGCCAGUGAGAAUCUUGAUAAUGUUAUAAAGAACUACACUGACUUUAUCUGUAAUACCAUAAAACAACAGCUACAACCCUACACUACCACUCCUAGUGGUAAUAUUAUAAUAACUGAGAGUAUGAAGAUUAAAGACAACACAUUAGAAAUGACAAUAAACCAGACUUCUCUAUUACCAGCUCCAGUUGUUAAUAAUGUCAAACCCUUAGUUCCUUUUAUUAAUCUAAGUUUGUGUGGUAACUUAAUGUCUCAAGAAGGUUUCCAUGGAAACCAGGGUACUCUAUUGUUAGAAAAUCCAGUAGGAGAAAAUAAGUUGUCAGGCACACAGUUUUUAGAGCAGGUCCAAUCUGUGUUUGGAUUACGUGGACGCAAUAUCCAAGUCCAUUCAGACUCUGGUUUAAAACGGGAAGUAACAGAGAAAUCAGACAUCAAAUCAUUUAGCAGUAAAACACUGUAUGUUACCCCUACUAAUGGUAUUAAAGUCACGGCUCCUAGUUCCACUUUCACCUCUCCUGUUUGUCAUUUUGCUAAUGUGGAGGUGUUAAGUAAGGGCGUUAAGUCAACAAAGGGAGUGUUAUUGUUAGAAAAUCCUAGAGGAGAUGUUUUCAGCUUUUCACAUCUAUUAAAACAAGUGAGUGAUGAUUUUAUUGAACAUUUUGAUUUGUUUUUGGCUUCCUUGAAUCCAAAAGAACAAUGA
Messenger RNA from Lottia gigantea (owl limpet), 3729 nucleotides. RefSeq lists its product as hypothetical. The coding region runs from base 1 to 3729 and encodes 1242 amino acids. Gene Ontology annotation, biological process: isoleucyl-tRNA aminoacylation. The record is from RefSeq and is a predicted model, not a curated record. NCBI's taxonomy places the organism in Eukaryota, Metazoa, Mollusca, Gastropoda, Lottiidae. The transcript is spliced from 29 exons. Gene Ontology annotation, molecular function: isoleucine-tRNA ligase activity; aminoacyl-tRNA deacylase activity; tRNA binding.